Fonticula alba is the source of this 669-nucleotide messenger RNA. RefSeq lists its product as hypothetical. Lineage: Eukaryota; Rotosphaerida; Fonticulaceae. Gene Ontology annotation, biological process: sodium ion transport. The coding region runs from base 1 to 669 and encodes 222 amino acids. The record is from RefSeq and is a predicted model, not a curated record. The transcript is spliced from 4 exons.
AUGGAGUUCUCCUCGCUUGCCCUUUCCGGGCUCAACCUCCUGACGAACGACCGCUACUUCCUGAAGCAGCCGCACAUCAUCAACAUUCUUUCUCUCAAUGCCGCGACUUCCCUCUCGGCGGACGUCCCUGCGCAGGGGCUGGCUUCCAAUGAUCCCCUCCAGGAGCCCGAGGUCAUCGCAUUCCUCAAGGAUUCCGGCAAGCCGGGGCUAAUGUCCGCCGCGCUGAAGGAGGCCCUCUACGGCAUCACCGCCCUGUUCACCGAGUGUGCCAAGCGCAACGUCACCGACACUUCCUUCCCAUCUAUCCUCGAUUCGGUCGGCGUCUCCGAGCAGGCCAUCGUCAACAUCCUGCUGUCGGUCUACGCGGCGCACUUCCGUGUCAUCCGCCAGCGCCUGGCUGCCAUCACCGGGGCCGGCUCGCCUGGCACCGCCCAGCUGGUGGACGUCGACUGGAAGCUCCAGUACGACCUGAAGGCCGGGCUCAGCUACCACAUCAGCCUUCUGGCCACGACUCCGAGCGGCUCCUUCGCCGAGCACGAGGCCUCCGUCCAGAACAUCACGUUCACCGCCGAUCCGGUUCAGCUGCAGGAUCUCGUCAGCCGGCUCCGCCAGGCCGAGGGUGCCUACGCCGCGCUGGCCGCGCAGGCUCCGACCACUGGCAAUCGCUAG